Messenger RNA from Exophiala spinifera, 1026 nucleotides. RefSeq lists its product as uncharacterized. The coding region runs from base 1 to 1026 and encodes 341 amino acids. Gene Ontology annotation, molecular function: dioxygenase activity. The transcript has 3 exons. Lineage: Eukaryota; Fungi; Ascomycota; Eurotiomycetes; Chaetothyriales; Herpotrichiellaceae. The record is from RefSeq and is a predicted model, not a curated record.
AUGGCUAUCGCCGAGGCCCCCCCUAUCCUGAACUUCUCAUCCUUCUACGGGGACGACGAAGAGGCCAAAGCCAGAUUGAUAGCCCAAGUCAGGAAGUGUUGCCUCCAUAAUGGCUUCUUCCAGAUCGUUGGGCACAAUGUUCCCGCCGAACUUCAAGAGGCUGUUCUCGAGUGCGUGAAGAAGUUCUUCUCGCUGCCUCAAGAAGACAAGGAGCUCGUGCUAAAAGAGAAGAACACCUGGAACAGAGGCUACGAGAAGAUCGGAUCCCAGAUCCUGGAGGCCGGCACGGCUCCAGACCUCAAGGAGGGAUUUUAUAUCGGAGAAGAGAUCCCGACAGACCACCCGUACUUUGUGCACAAGAGACUCAACAGCGGGCCCAACUUUUGGCCCGAGACGAUGGAGGGCGUCGAAGAGUUCAAGGCGACGUGCACAUCGUACUACAAGGCCAUGCACGCGCUCGCCCGGGACGUGCUCGUCGUCAUCGCACAGACGCUCGACCUCGACGCGAGCUUCUUCAAGGACUUCACGACCGACGCCGUCGCGACCCUGCGGUUCCUGCACUACCCGCCGCAACCGCCGGACUCGGACGAGAAGAUCUCGAGGGGCAUCGGCGCGCACACGGACUUUGGAUCUGUCACGCUGCUCAUGCAGGACGAGGUCGACGGGCUCCAGGUCUACGAGAAGAGCACCGACGAGUGGCUCGACGUCGUCCCCGUCAAGGGCGCCUACGUCGUCAACCUGGGAGACAUGUUUCAGCGGUGGUCCAACGACUUGUACGUGAGCAAUACCCACAGGGUCAUCAACAAAAGCGGCAAGGAGCGCUACUCGAUCCCCUUCUUCUACAGCGGGAAUCCGGACUACGUGAUUGAAUGUCUGCCAAACUGCCGCAGGGAGGGCGAGUCGUCAAAGUACCCUCCCGACUCGGUCGAAGGGAUCGUGGGUGGUAGCUACAAGAAGAGUUAUGGUGCUGCGGAAGCUUUCAAGAAGACCACCCCGACGGCGGCGCCAACUGCGAUAUCAGUAUGA